Cyprinus carpio (common carp) is the source of this 3584-nucleotide messenger RNA. Its product is annotated as cell adhesion molecule 1-like. Lineage: Eukaryota; Metazoa; Chordata; Actinopteri; Cypriniformes; Cyprinidae. The transcript is spliced from 11 exons. Gene Ontology annotation, cellular component: synapse; neuron projection; plasma membrane. The coding region runs from base 1 to 1326 and encodes 441 amino acids. Gene Ontology annotation, biological process: detection of stimulus; susceptibility to natural killer cell mediated cytotoxicity; cell recognition. The record is from RefSeq and is a predicted model, not a curated record. Gene Ontology annotation, molecular function: signaling receptor binding.
AUGAUCCUGCGAGCGUCUCUAGUGAUUUGGCGGAACCGCCAGUCUGAAGCAGGGGUUCAACAUGGCGAUCUCGGGGACAUCGGAUCUCACUAUAUUUUCACUCUUCUCUACGUGGUUUUCGCAACGUUUCUGCAUAAAGGAGCCGCUCAGACCAUAUCAGUGCAGGGUCAGAACCUGGUGACGAAUAAUGUCUCGGUGGUCGAGGGCGAGACGGCCAUCAUCAGCUGCCGAGUGAAAAACAACGACGACUCCGUCAUCCAACUGCUCAACCCCAACCGACAGACCAUCUACUUCAGAGACGUUAGACCCUUGAAGGACAGUAGGUUUCAGCUGGUUAACUUCUCAGACAACGAGCUUCUGGUGUCGUUGUCCAACGUGUCACUCUCGGACGAGGGACGGUAUGUGUGCCAGCUCUACACGGAUCCCCCGCAAGAAGCCUACGCAGACAUCACUGUGCUGGUUCCACCAGGCAACCCAAUCUUAGAGUCCCGCGAGGAAAUCGUGAGUGAGGGGAAUGAGACGGAGAUAACCUGCACCGCCAUGGGCAGCAAACCUGCUUCCACCAUCAAAUGGAUGAAAGGAGACCAACCACUGCAAGGUGAGGCGACUGUCGAGGAGUUAUACGACAGGAUGUUCACUGUCACCAGCCGGCUCAGGCUCACCGUCUCUAAGGAGGACGAUGGAGUGGCCGUCAUCUGCAUCAUUGACCACCCAGCCGUGAAGGACUUCCAGGCCCAGAAAUACCUGGAAGUGCAGUAUAAACCAGAAGUGCAGAUUGUAGUGGAAUUCCCUGAGGGUUUGACCAGAGAAGGGGAAAAUCUCGAGCUGACAUGCAGAGCUAAAGGAAAACCGCAGCCUCAUCAAAUUAACUGGCUCAAAGUGGAUGAUGAUUUCCCCUCCCACGCCGUGAUUACUGGCUCUGAUCUCUUCAUCGAAAACCUUAACAAGUCCUUCAACGGAACGUACCGCUGUGUGGCAUCUAACUUAGUGGGAGAAGCCUAUGAUGAUUACAUCCUUUAUGUAUAUGAUGUUCUCACCACAACCCCCCCACCCACCACUACCACCAUCAGCGCUUUCCAAGAUUCAAGAGCAGAUGGAGCGCCACAGAAAAUUGAUCACGCCGUCAUCGGCGGUAUUGUCGCAGUGGUUGUGUUCGCCAUGCUUUGUCUCCUGAUUGUUCUCGGACGAUAUUUUGCAAGACACAAAGGUACCUACUUUACUCACGAAGCCAAAGGAGCAGACGACGCCGCAGACGCCGACACUGCCAUCAUCAACGCAGAGGGUGGACACAACAAUUCGGAUGACAAGAAGGAGUACUACAUUUAACUGACUAGACCUGUUUGCUUCCUGUGCUGAACAGCAAACUGUGGACUGCUGGGUUGGGAGGUAGGAGUUGUGGGAUUCAAUCAGGCUGGAUUCACACCUGUGCAGCUGAAGAGACGGUGAGGAGAAGGUGCUGCCAUCGAGACGGACGGGGUGUGGGAUGGCAGAGCACUAGGAGAGCUCAAUUUUAGACCGCUUCACCAUCCAACACCUCCUGCUGGGGCCGGUUUUGUUCAGUUUAAACAUUUGCUAAGACUUUUGUGCCUUGUUCUGUUCUUACUGAAGUUCCCACUUUCAUCAGGACACUGUCUCUCGAACAGUUCAAACCCGCGGUUAUUUUAUUUUCGUUUCAUUUUGGUUUUAAUUGCCAGCACAUCUUAACGCUCUCUCUCUCAUGCCGUUCUCUCUGCAGGUCUGAAAGAAAGCCACACACAAAGUUUCGAUGUAAGAUUCUGUCAGAAUAAUCGCUUGGGUUGUUUUCAUGGAUUGAUUCCAAGUAAUUUAUUUGGCAAAUUGCCUGUUGCUCUCCUUAGUCCCUCAGAGAAUGACUUAAAGAAGAUAGAAACCACUUUUGUUGUGACCAGCAACAUUCAACAGCAGUAUUGUGUUGCUGCAUUAUUUAUUAGGUAUACUGUAUGUGAUUAUAAUCGGCUUGUGUUGAUAUUAGGGCUGUCAAUUGAACACAUUACUUCAAUGCGAUUAAAUAUUUAAAAAAUAACAUGAAGUCAAUAAUACCCCUGAUCCAUAUGUAAAUUUUGUCAAUUACAUUACACAUUUUUGUCCAAUCUGUUUACUUACUCACAUUAUUAUUAUUAGGCAUAAUCUUUUUUAAAAUUAUCAAAGCUGCCGCACUGUUUAUAAAUAUCUGAAAAUGUGGUGCAAUCAACAUAAAAAAUAAAAAAAAAUAUAUAGUUUAAGUAAUGUAACUCCCCAAAGAUGUAGAGAUAUUUAUGAAUUAAUAAUUACAUUUACUGUUUUACUUUUGUCAAUAUUUGUUUUUCAAAGUAUAACUACUCAUAUACGUGGCAUGGUGCCUUAAAACAUGGUGCUCGUGGCGUGAGGUGCCAAAAAUAUUUUGCAUUUCAACGAAACAUCACAGACAUCACAUUUGGACUGUAGGGUGAUUGACUUAUAUUCAGUGAUAUGGAAAUUUAACAAACAGUAUAUUGUCCUCCUAUGCCUAAUUUGAAUUAAUUCAAUUAAUUCAUCAGCAUAUGUUGCAGUUGGUUUGUUUAAAACUUUUAAACGAUUGACAGUCCUAAUUGUUCCUUAGAUAUACUGUAUGUGAUUACAAUCGGCUUGUGUUGAUAUUCAUUCCGGCUUGUAUCGUAUUAUCCAUUUACCAGCUUCACUCACAGACUAAUUUAUUCUAAUUAUGCCCAAGCAUUAAAAAUGAAUGCCAAAGCAAAGAAGAGCAGAUCGGCUCCUGGCUCAGCUGUACAGGAAGGCCGUCGCAAAGAUGUCCUCUCCUACGAAACACAACAUAUCUAUCAGAGUGUAAAAAAGCUUUCAUUUUCUAGCUUGUUCUCAUUCAGUAGGCUCAGUAUGAGGUUGAGGUCAGUGAGUUUCUCAGAAUAUUGUUAGUGCUUCUGUGCGCUUCUCAUAGUAACAUAAAAAAAAAACAUUUUGUACUAAAUGAAAUAGAUGGAGCCUGUAUGUUGUAAGCCAUACUCACAGUUGUGCCCUCCAAAACGUUUCGGUUUGCAGAUCUUAUUCUAGAUUCCUUCAGUCCAGCUCAUGUGUAGAUGCCAGAUUGAAUGUAAUAACUCUACAAUAAUGCAAAAGUUUAUAAAAGUGAGUCCUGAAUGUUCUGUUGAUCUCAUCAAACUUGCUUUAUGUUCAGGUGAUGUAUGCGAGGGACUAUUUUUACAGGGACAAAUAUUAUGUUUCCUCUCUCUUAAAUGUAUUAUAAAUGUAUAGAGUGUGAAAUUAUUACAUUAUUGUAGAGUUAGUAUAUAGUUGGUGAAAUAUUACACUCAUAUCAGGCAUUGUUUCAUAUCUUUGGCCUUCGUCCUAGACAGCUUGACAGAUGCGUAUUGUUUGUGAUUAACUUCAUGGGGGCAUUUUGGAGUUAUGGUGAGAGUAUGGUUAACGUUGUAAAAUCCUUGUGACAAAAUUGUUUGGUCAUAGCGUUUACAUGAAUUUGUGUAUUAUCAAGUGUUCUUUUUUUGUUUGUUUUUUCUUAGUGUUAUUCCUGAUAUUAUCUGACAGGUGAGCAUUAUCUUGAUUUGAAAACGCUAUUAAAUAAUGGUAUAUUUGUG